GGCCCGGGCAGCAUCGGCGGCGUGGUCAGAGCGAGUCUCGGAGAAGAUGUGGUGGCUUCCGUUUGUUGGUGGAGGAGGUGGCAGGCCUCGGCGGUGACUCGAAGAAGCCUUCCAAAAAGCGUGUGAAAAGGGAGCCCUACUCUACUACCAAGGUGACUUCAGGGAGCACAUUCAAUGAGAAUACAGGAAGAUAUGCUGUGCACACCAACCAGUGUCAGAGACCUCAUGGCUCCCCGGUAAAGAAGAAGAUGUACCCACAAGAAGCCUCUGAGGAGCCUCCAGCUCACAAGGACAGAGGAGAUGGAGAGAGGCCGGUCGACGCGAGGGUGGUGCAGGUGGCCCCUCUGAGGUUUGGCUCUGCUCUUUGUUGGGGUGCUGUACAAGACAUCUCUGAAGAAGACACUGUAUACGACAUCUGUAAUGAGGAUGCUGUAGACAUCUCUGAUGAGGACACUGUAGAUAUCACUAAUGAGGCUCCUGUACAUGACAUCUCUAAUGAGGCUGCUGUAUGUGACAUCUCUAAGGAUGCUGUAAACAUCUCUGAGGCUGCUGUACGUGACAUCUCUAAUGACGCUGUAGACAUCUGUAAUGAGGCUGUUGUACAUGACAUCUCUAAUGAGGACACUAUAGAAGACAUCUCUUAUGAGGACACUGUAUACGACAUCACUAAUGAGGAUGCUGUACAAUACAUCUGUAAAAAAGAAGAUGCUACCAAGGAGCCAUUGACACUGGAGAACGAUUUGAUUGUGGAGAGCAUAUCUGAUGAUGAGGAUUUUGCAGCUCCUUGUGGGAGUGCUGUACAAGACAUCUCUGAAGAAGACACUGUAUAUGACAUCUGUAAUGACGCUGUAGACAUCUCUGAUGAGGACACUGUAGAUAUCUCUAAUGAGGCUCCUGUACAUGACAUCUCUAAUGAGGCUGCUGUAUGUGACAUCUCUAAGGAUGCUGUAAACAUCUCUGAGGCUGCUGUACGUGACAUCUCUAAUGACGCUGUAGACAUCUGUAAUGAGGCUGUUGUACAUGACAUCUCUAAUGAGGACACUAUAGAAGACAUCUCUUAUGAGGACACUGUAUACGACAUCACUAAUGAGGAUGCUGUACAAUACAUCUGUAAAAAAGAAGAUGCUACCAAGGAGCCAUUGACACUGGAGAACGAUUUGAUUGUGGAGAGCAUAUCUGAUGAUGAGGAUUUUGCAGCUCCCUCACUGGACAGGAUAGACUGGGCACCCAGGCCUCAAGGGCUUAUGAUUUCUUCUCAGGUUUGAAAAAUGCCCCCAGAUGAGCAAGACGGGGCUGCCACAUUGAUGGAGCAGCUGCGGGACACACCCAAGAAACCUCCUGGAGAACACAGGGGACAUUCACGGCUGGAGGCUGCAUCUAUGGCCGGGGUUUUCAUCCAUGAGCUGGGGACUUCAUCCAUGGGCUGAGGACUUCAUCCACUACUGGGGACUUCAUCCAUGACUGGAGACUUCAUCUGCGACUGAGGGCUUCAUCCAUGGGCUGGGGGCUUCAUCCAUGGGCUGGGGCCUUCAUCCAUGGGCUGGGGCCUUCAUCCAUGACUGGGGGCCUCAUCCACGGGCUGGGGGCUUCAUCCAUGGGCUGGGGGCUUCAUCCAUGACUGGGGGCUUCAUCCAUGGGCUGGGGGCUUCAUCCAUGACUGGGGGCUUCAUCCACGACUGGAGACUUCAUCCAUAGGCUGGGGGCUUCAUCUACAGCUGGAGACUUCAUCCACAGCAGGGGCUUCAUCCUUGGCUGGUUUGCCCGAUCUGUAUCUGAGCCACAGAUACAGAUUAUUAAACAGAUAAUAAUUUUACUGACUUUCACUUUUAUCGUUUUUGUUAUUUACAGUUUUUGUUUCAAAAGUUGUUUGUUGAUAAUUUAAUGAAAUAACGAAACCAGAAUUAUCCCCUUUUAAUUAUUUCCUUGUGUCUAUAUAGAAAGAGUGGAUUUAAGAAAAUAUUGAGAUGCCCCUGUCUGUGUUUGUGAAUUGGAGAGUUGGCCCUAAAACCUUUCUCUGGUAGCUUUCCAGAAGAUUGCCCCACCUUACACUUGCUUUCUGUGGGUUCCAGAGGCUUCCAUUUGAAAGGAGCCUCUCUCCCCACUCUGCCUCAGCCCACACCAGCUCUCCUGUAACCCACUGACUUUGUAAACGCUUUCUUCCACCUGCACCUCAUUGAAUUCAAGACUUUGGAAAAUAGUCAAAAAUUCUAAAAAGGUGGAAAUGUGUGUGAUCUGGAAAUCCCUGCUGUAAUAUUUUUAAUGGAAUCUACUGGAAACUAUUAGUUUAUAUUUUAAAUAAAACCAUCCCUUAGCACUAGAA
Gorilla gorilla gorilla (western lowland gorilla) is the source of this 2320-nucleotide messenger RNA. RefSeq lists its product as uncharacterized. The record is from RefSeq and is a predicted model, not a curated record. The coding region runs from base 249 to 1265 and encodes 338 amino acids. The transcript is spliced from 14 exons. NCBI's taxonomy places the organism in Eukaryota, Metazoa, Chordata, Mammalia, Primates, Hominidae.